GGGCAACAACAACGUUGCUCAAAGAGUCCAGCCAUUUUGUUUUUGGUUUUCUUCGGAGGGAAACAGCAAAACUCGAGACACAGCUGCUCUUUUUUUUUUUUUUUUGCUUUACCUCUUUUCGUUGUGUGUGUGUAUCAUCGGAACUGGAAGAAAGUUUUUGCACGUUGCCUCCAAAAAACAACGUCAAGUGAAUCAUCCUGCUCUGAAAAAGAGGAAACAUCAAAGAACACACACUCGUGAGGACUUGGUAAUUAAAAAGAAAAAGAAAAAAAAAAAAGGCUGCCAUCGCGUCACAGCUAAAAAGCACCCAACAAAUUGGAUUGAAAAAAUUAUUUUGUGUGCCCAGUGGUGUGCUGUUUUGGUGGUGGCGGGUGCGUGACACAUCCUCUUUUCUUUUUAUCAUAUCAGAGAGUGUGUUUUUUUUUGUGUGGGGGGGGGGUUAUUUUCCUUGCUGGUUGUGUGCAGUGUGUGCGUGCGUUUCUUGUGCGAACGAGUGUUUUGUUCUUCGGUUUUUUCAACCAUAGAAUUUUGUGUUAGUGUGUGUGUCGUGUUCGCUUUUUUCCAAACGCCUGGAAUACUAUCGAAGGAAGCAACAAAAAAAAAGGAAAAACAUUUUCAAGAGAAUCAUCUCUCUCACUCGUGUGUCGUGUGAAAUCUGAAAGGUGGAUGAUGACACAGUUUUCAUGGCGCGAUUGAAAGCAUCCGAAUCAAGCAGAUUUCUGUCCGUUGCCAUGGCGACCAUCCUCUUCGUCGUCCUUUUGGCCCUGACCGCCUCGUUUCCAAUGGCCACCGCCGCCCUUCCGGAUAUCGGUCAAGUUUUAAUUGCAUCCAGCAGCAGCAGCAGCAGCAGCAGUCGGAAUACGACGUCGAUGUCGAUCAGCUCCAGCCGCAAAGAUCCAUCGGCCGGCAUCAACAGCAUCGUCAAACAGUUCCACUGGCCGCGAUCGAGCGUCACCGUCAACGGCACGAACCGAGGCUUCCGCCAUUUGACGAUGGACGUAUCGAGCGGACGCAUUUACGCCGGCGGAGUCAACCGACUCUUCCAGCUCGACUCGAGUCUGUCGGUCGAAGCUUCUGUCGUGACUGGCCCAGUUGCCGACAGUCCUCAAUGCCACGCCAGUGGAUGCGCCCCGUCCAGCGGAGUCGACGCCGUGUCCACCGACAACGUCAACAAAGUGCUGAUCGUUGAUCGCGACGCCCGGACCCUGUUGGCGUGCGGCUCAACAUCGCAAGGGGCCUGCACCAAGUACCGUCUGUCCAACAUUUCAUCCGAGCCGGAAUUCAUCUCGCGUAACGUGGCGGCCAACGACGAAACGGCCUCAACGUUCGCUUUCAUCGGGCCGGAGCACUACAACCCUUGGGGCCGGUCCAACGUCCUUUACGUCGGUACGACCUUCACCUCGGUGGGCGAGUACCGCCACGAAGUGCCGGCCAUCUCGUCACGCAACCUCUACGAUCUUGACUUUGCCGAGUUCUCGUUCACUAAGCAGUCGACGCUGCACAUCGACGUCAAAUAUCGCGACCAUUUCCUCGUCAAAUACGUCUACGGCUUCAAUGCCUCGGAUUUCGCUUACUUUGUCGUCGUCCAGAAGAAAUCGCACCUGCCCGGCGAGGAAGAGCUGGGCUACGUCACCCGACUGGCUCGCACCUGCAUUUCCGACGCCAAUUACGAUUCGUACACGGAAGUGACUUUGCAGUGCGGCGGCGGGGCCGAUGGCCAGGGAGCUUACUCGCUCGUCCAGGACGCCAAGUUGGCUCAAGCCGGACCCGAUUUGGCCAACAGCCUGGGAUUGAGUCCUGGCGAUCCAGUUCUCGUCGGUCUCUUCUCGCCCCCAAAAGGCAUCGGCAGCUCGGAGCCGAGCCAUCAAUCGGCCGUUUGUGUUUUCAGCAUUGCGGACAUUGAGGCUCGCUUCAAUGAGAACAUUCACAUGUGUUUCAACGGCAGCCUCCAGUCUCGCAACAUGGAGUACAUUUCGGGCCCCAUUCUCGACGGCAAAUGUCCCAAAGCCGGGACAACCGGGAACAUUCACAAUUUCUGCGAAGUCGGACUGAAAAUCGCCGGCAUCGUGCCCAUCUACAGCCCGCCGGCGCUCACCUACAGCCACACGCUGCUGACUUCAGUCGCCGUGUCUGGAACGGAACAACACACGGUCGCUUUCCUCGGCACGUCCGACGGACACAUGAAAAAGAUUCUGCUGGAAUCCGGUGGUAGGGCGACGGAAUUCGAGGAAUUGCCAGUCGACGCCGGAUCUACACUUUUACCUGAUAUGAUGGUCGAUUCGAUCGGAGAGCACGUCUACACCAUCUCGACGUCAAAGAUCUCAAAAGUGCGAGUUGAGCACUGCUCCACCUACACCAACUGUUCGUCUUGCCUCGAAGCCCGAGAUCCUUACUGUGGAUGGUGUUCGCUAGAGAAGAGAUGUACCGUGAAGAGUGCUUGCCAGAAGGCCACUACCAGCUCGCCGCGUUGGCUAGCCUACGGAUCCGGCCAGCAGUGUAUCGAUUUCGAGCAAGUCCUGCCCGAUCGCAUCCCCAUCGCUCAAACAGCAGUCGUUCAGUUGACGAUCAGGACACUUCCGGAUUUGCCAUUAGGCGCCAAGUACAAGUGCGUUUUUGGCGAUGCCGACCCCAUCGACGCCACUGUCACGGCCACUGGACUCUCUUGCCCGACGCCGGAUCUCCAAUCAAGACCGGCCAUUCCGACCUCCUCCGUCAGCGUGGCCAAUUCCGUGCUGACGCCGAGCUUGACGGGCAGCAACCAGAACACGGUCACCGAUCACGUUCUGGUCCCACUUUCGGUGCGGUCGUCUGAGACGAACAAGGAUUUUGUGAGCCGCAAUUUCGCCUACUACGACUGUUCCAGGCACACUACCUGCUCGUCCUGCGUCAAAGCCCAAUGGGCGUGCAACUGGUGCGUCCACGAGAACCGCUGCACCCACAACGCCAGCACAUGCCAGCGGACCGUCGUCAGCGGAGAAAAUAAUCCGGCACAUUUGAUGACGCACGGAGCCGGCUAUUGCCCGCGUUUGAGACGUCCGGCCGACGAAGAUGAUUUGGUACCCAGUGGAGUCGCCCGUGAGCUCGUCCUGGAAGCUGAAAACCUGCCACACCCUCAGGCCGGACACGCUGGUUUCCAGUGCCUGGUCGACAUCGAAGGAGCCAAAAUGGCCAUCGGCGCCCGCAUCGAGGCCGGACGCUAUGUGGUCUGCGACAAGACGACGUACUCUUAUGAAGCCAACGUGGGUGAAUACGAAGCCCAAGUGUCAGUCGUCUGGAACGGAGACCAUUACGUCGGUUCCUUGCCCGUCACUCUGUACAAGUGCGACAUACUCGGAUCUCAUCGAGAUCAUCCCGAUUGCUCCCUCUGCGUUACCCGAGCCAAAAAGUACCGUUGCGCCUGGUGCGGCUCCGUCUGCGCCUACAGUGAAGCUUGCCCUCUCAGCGCUGCAUCUGAAUGUCCUCGACCACGCAUUGACGUGAUCAAGCCGUUGAGUGGCCCGAUUGAAGGUGGAACUCUGGUGACGAUUGAAGGCAGCAAUCUCGGCCUGAAAGAGGAGGACGUCAAAGGCAAAAUUCGCAUUGGUGAUAUACCCUGCGAGCUGAUUGAUUAUCAAGUUUCGGUCAAGAUUAUCUGCCGGACUGGGCCAGCUCCGGCUGAAAUCGAUGCGCCCGUCAUUAUUGGCAAUACGGCCGGCUACACUGAAUCGACCGUCAAAUAUUCCUACAAGGACUUGGAAUUGCACAGCGUGUUCCCCACAUUCGGACCGCAAAGCGGUGGCACUUUGCUCUCCAUCACGGGAUUCCACCUCAACAUGGGCAGCAGCGUUUCGGCCUUCCUCGACGAACUGCCCUGUCUGGUGAACAGCAGUCACGCGUCCGGAACUCGGCUCUUGUGCACCAGUUCGCGCACAUCCGGCCCGCGUACCGUCGCCCAGUUGACUGUGACCAUAGACAACGCUAAACGUGUUCUGGCCAAGAAUCCGUUCAGUUAUACCAAAGACCCGACGAUCAUGGAGGUCAAGCCUCUCAGGAGCUUCGCCUCUGGCGGCCGACUCCUCUCGGUCCACGGCACCAAUCUCGAUUCGAUCCAGAAACCUCAAAUGGCCGUUUAUAUGGAUGACGGAAUCACCGUGGCCAACGUGACGGUGUGCCGAGUUGUAAGUGCUUCGCAUAUGGAGUGCCCGUCCCCGCCCGUUGACUUUGAAGCCCUGAUCAACGCCCGCCGGAUGCAGUUGGCCGCCCUCACUGCCGCUCCGUCUUCUUCACCGUUGUCGCGUCGCAAGCGAGCCGGUCUGCGGCCGCAUCGCGACGUCCCGCGUUCGGUCACGUUGCGCAUCGGCUUCCUGAUGGACAACGUCGAAUCGGUCCGCGACCUCAAGAAACACUUUCAACAGCUGCAAUACGUGGAAGAUCCCAGCUAUUCGGCAUUUGUCGGUGCCAGUUUGAUCAAGUUGUACAAGGGCGACACUUUGGUCAUCGAAGGCGAGAAUCUGAACUUGGCCAGCGACGAAACGGACGUCAACGUGACAAUCGGUACUCGUUCUUGCAACGUCACCUCUCUAGCAGCCACGCAACUUGUGUGUACGCCGCCCGAAGUCCAGCCGACAGGCACGGACGAGAUCGGUAUCAAGACCGAAUCGGGUUUGCCGCUAGUUGUCGUCCGUGUUGGCCAGAAUGUGCGAUUCCCCAUCGGAUACCUGCAGUACGAAGUGGUGAAGCCGUACACAUUCCCGCCUGAAGCCAUCGGUGGUAUCACGGCCGGUGGUGUUCUCCUUGUCCUUGUCUCCAUCGCCAUUCUGCUCGUGUACCGCCGCAAGUCGACACAGGCAGAGCGCGAAUAUAAACGCAUUCAGAUCCAGAUGGAUACCCUCGAGAGCAACGUCCGCUCCGAAUGCAAACAAGCGUUCGCACAAAUGUGCACGUGGGACACGCGACGCUCUGGUCUUGGUGGUGGUGGCGCCAAUCUUCCUGCUUUUGCUGAACUCCAGACGGACAUGACGGAUUUGACAGCGGAUUUACAAUCACUCGGUACCCCGACGCUGGAUCACAAGACGUACGUGAUGAAAGUCUUCUUCCCAGGAGUCAACGAUCAUCCAAUCCUCAACGACCCAAAGCGUCGUCUGACUGGACCGAGAACCAAUUACGAUGCGGCUAUGAUGCAAUUCGAGCAGCUCAUUUGCAACAAACACUUCUUGCUCACCUUCAUCGAGACGCUCGAAUCGCAGCGGGACUUUAGCAUCCGCGACAAGGUGAACGUGGCUUCUCUGCUGGUAGUGACGUUGAUGGGCAACAUGGAGUAUGCCACGAGCGUCUUGCGUUCUCUUCUCUUCCGACUGAUGGAUAAGGCCGUAAGCACCAAGCAUCCGCAGCUGAUGCUCCGCCGCACCGAGUCCGUUGUGGAGAAGAUGCUCUCCAACUGGAUGGCUCUCUCCAUGUACCACUACCUCAAAGACCGAGCUGGACAGUCCAUCUUUGUCCUAUUCAAGGCUAUCAAGUACCAGGUGGAGAAGGGACCCGUCGACUCGAUCACGCACGACGCCCGCUACUCGCUCUCGGAGGAGAGACUCCUUCGCGAACAGAUCGAUCACUCUUUCGUGACGAUCCAUCUAGUUCAAGAGGAUCACUACGAGAAGAUCCCCUACCAGCCGUACCACACGAUUCCCUUGGCGCCAGAAGAGCUUGAGGAGAAGAUCCAGUGCCGCGUCCUGGAUUGUGACACCAUCAGUCAAGUCAAGCACAAAAUACUCGACGCCCUCUACCGUCACACCCCCUUCUCGCUGCGUCCAGCUGUUUACGAAGUCGAUCUAGAAUGGCGACAGCUGCGCGGCGGCAGUGUCAUCCUGUCUGAUGAAGAUGCGACAUCAAAAGUCAUCAACGGCUGGAAGAAGCUUAAUACUUUAGCUCACUAUGGUGUCAAAGAGUCUGCUGUUAUGUCGUUGGUACCACGCAAAAUCAACAACUGCACUAUGACGAACGGCCACUGCAAAUCGUCGUAUCGCAACUGUGUCAACGCUUACAACUUCAACUCGACACUGACUCACGCAAUCCUGCAGAACGGCAACGGCGAUCCGGAAAACGGGGUGAAUCACUUGCAAACGUUCCACUUGGUUCGACCGCCCAUGGACGACACCAAGUCGAAUAGCAAGCAAUGGUCACCCAACGGCCAGAUGGAUCGCACGCCCAAAGCCAUCCCCGAGAUCUUCCUCACCCGUCUCCUCUCUACCAAAGGCACAAUCGAGAAAUACGUAGUCGAUUUCUUCCGCACCAUCCUGACGGUCGACGAGCAUUUACCUCCGGCUAUCAAAUGGCUCUUCGAUCUCCUCGACGAAGGGGCUCGCAAGCAUAAUAUUACCGACCCCGAAGUGCUCCACGCCUGGAAAUCAAAUAGCUUGCCACUGAGAUUCUGGGUAAAUUUCAUCAAGAAUCCCGACUUCGUAUUCGAUAUUUACAAGACUAACACGGUUGACUCUUGCCUGUCGGUUAUCGCACAAACGUUUAUGGAUUCAUGCUCCACAUCUGAGCACCGCCUAGGCAAAGAUUCGCCUUCCAAUAAACUUCUUUUCGCCAAGGAUAUACCAAAAUUCCGCGAAAUGGUUUCGUCUUUCUACCAAGACGUUUCGAGUAUGCCUCAGAUCCCCGACCAAGAGAUGAACUCGACCAUGCAGCAACUGUCGAUGCUGCACAUCGGAGAAUUCGACACUGUAGCCGCCCUGAAGGAGCUCUAUAUCUACGUUAAUAAAUACCGUGUGCAGCUUUUUGAAAACUUGGAGGAGGAGAACUAUUGCCGGAAACUGCAACUGGCCCAGCGCUUGGCCAAUGUUGCCUGCGUCAUGGAGGGCGAAGAAACUUCGGCCUGUUGAUGACAAUUAACAAUAAAAAGUAAAAAACGCCGAAAUCUUACGGCUUUGUCGUGGAGAAAUCCCUUUCUGAUCUGUGAUAAAAAGAAAUGGCAAGAAAAAAAGCAAGAUAAAUUUGCAUGACGAUAUCGGCGUGUGAGAAGACCGAUAUUUCGCCCGCUCGUCAAAUGUUAAAGGGAUAAAUAAUUAUGAAGCCGCCACAAAGAGAUAGAAUAACUGUUUGGAAAAUUGUGCCUCGAUUGGUCUCUCUUCUUUCGAGAUCGAAUCCGCAUUUGUUUUGUUUGGUCCCCUCACCUCGUUUAUUUUUGUAACUGGAUAUCAUUGGUUUUCCCUCUCCAUUUGUAGAUUCUAUUGGCGUCGCAUGAUUCUUUUGCAUGGACCGAUGGUGGUUCUUGUCGCCUCUCCUUUUCUUCUGUAAGAUCCCUAUACCCUGUAACUCCCUCGCAAAAACAUGAGUAGUUUAAAAUGAUGUUCAUUUUCAUGUUAAAUAUUAAUACUAUGGGGCUGUUUAUAUGUCAUUACAUGUGCACACAGAAGACACUGUCCACCCGUUGGAAACGGUGUUCCCUCCUUAAUCAUAGACCAAGCUUUUCAGUUUUUUCUUUCAAAUUGUAUACACCUUGUCCCUUAUGUUUCUCUCAUUAUUUUAAAAUUCAGAUCAUGUCUAAUAUUAUAUAUAUGAAAUGGAAGAGAAAAACAACCCUUGCGAAUAAGCACAUGCGCAUUAUCGAGACAGGUGGAACAUAUUUUUCCCCCUAUCCCCUGACUAUGGAGUUGACUGUUGAUUUUCCCAAAUGAUUUGUGGCCUGUGUGGUUUGUACGUGUAUAUUCGCAAAAAUUAUGUAUCACAAAUUUGGAAAAAAAAAUGUUUUUUUCUAGUCAGGUUCUG
Daphnia carinata is the source of this 7746-nucleotide messenger RNA. It is a transcript of the gene PlexB, whose product is annotated as plexin-B-like. Lineage: Eukaryota; Metazoa; Arthropoda; Branchiopoda; Diplostraca; Daphniidae. Gene Ontology annotation, biological process: semaphorin-plexin signaling pathway involved in axon guidance; regulation of cell shape; regulation of cell migration. The record is from RefSeq and is a predicted model, not a curated record. Gene Ontology annotation, cellular component: semaphorin receptor complex. Gene Ontology annotation, molecular function: protein binding; semaphorin receptor activity.